Messenger RNA from Linum trigynum, 5634 nucleotides. Lineage: Eukaryota; Viridiplantae; Streptophyta; Magnoliopsida; Malpighiales; Linaceae. The record is from the annotation of a GenBank genome assembly.
CAAGUUGACUGGCUUUCGUUUGAGGGGUUGUAUUUGUAAGUGGUAUAUGAUCCACGAUUGAACCUCUCCCAAAAACUCGAGAUAUUGGGAUCAACUGGUUCUUAACACUUAUCACAAAAUCGUUUGAAACAAAUACAUAAAAAGCCGUUUAAAACAACAUAAAAAAAAUUAAAAAAUAAAACUAAAAUAUAAGAAUUGUUAUCGUUUAAUGAUUUUAGUGGGUGAGAUCACACACUAUAGUGGAACAAGAUAUCAAAACGAUAAAAAUCAUUGACCACUAAGUAGUGGGUCGAUUAGGGUUAUUUUUAGGAUUUUGUGGCUUUUUCUUAUAGAUAUGUAUUUUGGAUCUUUCUUUCAUAAUCAAGAAGAAAGUAAUGAAACAAUUAUCCCUAAUCUCUCAAAAGCUAUUUUUUUUCUUUAAAAACUAUCUACCGACUAUUUCUUUCUAUUCUCCUCCAAACCUUCUUCCAAUUCUUCCUAAAUGGUAUUCUUAAUCCUCUAUAAUCCUCCUCUUCAAUCCCUAUAUCCAUAAUCAAUUCAUGUUUUUCGUAUUGAUGUGCCUUCUUGAUUUUCUCAAGUUUUUCAUUGAAUUUCCUUUUUUAUUGUAAACAUGCUUCAUUGAAUUUCUUAAGAACCGAAGAUCAGCGGCGGAUCCAGAACACAGAAGUGCACUGGGCCGUAUUUUAUUAUAAAAUUAGAAUACUCAAAAAAUAUUAUGAUUAUAAUUUUUUUACAAUGUAAAUUAUACACGACGGUAUUUUAAUUUAUCGAAUGCAUUAAUAAAGGAGUCCACAUCUAUACCAAUAGUAUACACUGUUUCAAAUAAAAUACUUGAGCAAUCGACUAGAAAUUCAUUGCUCAUUUUGUUGCGCAAAUCAAUUUCACAUGUUUCAUUGUUGCAAAGGUUCUAUUCGUAUUAGCUGUUGAAACGAGCAGAAUCAACACUAGACAAAUCAAUCUACUAAUCAAUUUACAUUGUGUUUCCAUCCCUAUAUCCACCAGCUGCUCUAGUAAAUUUUCCAAGGUAACAAACCUCAUAUAUGUUUUAAUCUUUUACAUUUAAUACUUAUUGAAUUUUUAGGUUUCAUUGUUUUUUUAGACGAAUAACCUUUGGGGUUAGAAUUUAUAAGCUAAAUUUAGAGUAGUGAUUUUGAAUAUGUUCAUCUGAAUCAUUUUUCUAAUUAUAUCAAAUCUUAUUUUAAAAUAACAACGACCCGAAUAUCUAAAAUCGAAAAAAUUCAUAAGGCCUAUACUAACUAUGGAUCCAGAGGAGGGCUGGGCCGGGGCCCGGGGUGGCCACUCCCUGGAUCCGCCACUGCCGAAGAUUCAUUCCGAAGCAAAUUUGGGUUAAGACAGAUCAAAUUGAAUGCAUUUUCAUUUUGGUUACGAAAAAAAGUUAUUUUCAUUCUCAACUUGAUUCAUAUUUAGUUGUAUCGGUGUUGGCUCAUUCUAUAUCAAAUGUAUCUUCGUCUAAAAUUUUCAUUGCUCUUUGCUUCCUUCAUUUGCUAAUUUGAUAUUGAUGUUCAUCCUACCUGUGAUUAAUGAGCUCUAUAAUGACUAGGGAUGGGAUUAGGUGCUAAUCCUUAUAGGGGUUAGCACCGUGAUAACUAGCAAAAAUCACUACGGAUUAUUAUAAAAUCAAUACAACAUCUAAGCUAAAUCACUACUAAUUCAAACUAGUAGUAGUUUUUCUCUUGGUUAGGACGGUGCUAACUAUUGUACAAUUAGCACCGUAACCCCUCCCUAAUAACUAGUAUUACAGUGGGCGGUGGAGGUGGGGGUGAGGGGAUUAGGAACUAGGAAGUGUUUUGAUGACUAGGAUUACAUAAAAUUAAUGUGGUGGUAAUUGUAUUUAAUAAUCCAAUGAUUAGAACCAACCAAAUCAUUAAAAAUAACAAAAAGAAAAAAGAUACUAUAAAAAGAAUUGUUGUUGUCUAAUGAAUACGAUGGGUUGGUGGGUGGGGGUGGGUUAGGACUUAGGAGGAUCGUAGAUUUUGUGCAAAACUCAUAUUUCGAUAAUCUAGUGUAAUCUCUGUUUUCAGAACCGAAUUGGAGGCUGAAUCGGAAGAGUUAGUGGUUUAGCGUUCGCCGGUUAACCGUUACAAAAUUGUUGGUGAACCGUUGAUAGAACCGUUCAUGAUAUAUAACAUAUAAGACUUGUAUAUUACACUAAUUUAAGAAUGAAAUUAUAAUUGACCAUAAACAAGUUCAAAUUCAUAUCAUCAACAAAAUAUCUAAUAAAUUAUUUCAACCAUCUCACAAAAGAAACCACAUUUUUUAAUUCAAAUUAAAAAUUACGGUUCUAGUUGGUAGUAGACAACGUAAAGUCGACAAUAAGGUUAAGGAAGCAUAUAUAAAAUUGAUGAUUAUGAUUUGAUGUUCUUAGUCUAUGUUAAAGCUUUUUUUUUUUUUGUUAAAAUAGUGAACCAGUGGACCAGUUAAACCGUGUCGGUUCAUCUGAUUUUAUGUUGAACCAUGAAAAAUCGUUUGGUCCAUCAAUAACUGUUCAAGCAAUGAAGAACCGGACUGUUAUCGUAACUGGUUUGACAGUUCUACUAGCCUGACCGUUGAUCUGGUUCGGUUCUUAUAACAAGGAGUAUAAUCAUUAUCACCAAUGGUUUAUUUUUUCACAAGCUGAAUGGCUAGAAACAAAGAUAGACAUGAAAGAGCAUACGAAGUAACUUUUUAUAUGAUCGUUGGAUGUAUUUCGACAAUUUAGAAACGUAGAUCAUUAUUUAUUAUUAAAUUUGAUAUUUGGAUCUGGGUUUAGAGAAUCGAGACGCAACAUUUAUCGAUUAGUGAUUGUGAUAUAAUGUCACACCCUAAACUCGUUUUAAUUCAUAAUUUUAAUAAAGAUCUCAUCAGAAAUAAUCGAAAUAUUAUAUUCUCCAAAAAUGUAUCAGCCUGCUACAUAUAUUAUAUACAUACGCAGUAUGGAGUUAAGAAAACAGCUUAGUCCAAAAUAUCCUGACAUAUCUACCGAGAUCACACUCACAAUAAAGAAGAAUUAAUAAUGAAAUUAUUAAAGUCCAUAAUUUAAAAAAGAAACCCACUGAGAAAAAAGACAACAUUAAGAAAAUAUUAUUUCCCUAUACAUAAAGGACUGGACACAGAAGUCGAGCUUUGCACAAACUUCAUCGAAUUAAACUUCCAACUGCAAAACUCUAAUAUAAUAUCAUCAGUUCGAUCGAAUCAGCUUCCGGCCGUUGAAAUCGAUAUGACUGGCGACAGCGCCACCGCCGGAACUGUAUGGGGAGACUUCUUCAUCACCCAUGUCUUUAGUGACCAUGAGGUAAACCCGUCGCUAAUGAUAUCUGCUUUUCUCAACGAGAGGGUGAAUCUAACACCACUUUUCCUCGCUCACCUUUUGGCAGACCGUAAAUGGUUGGAUCGCGAGGAUAGAGGCGUUGAAGGAAGAGGUGAUUAAGGCGAUGAUGAUAUCAACGGAGAAGCUGCAUCUGAUCGAUGUGGUGGAGCGGCUGGGGAUCGGUUACCACUUCGAAGCGGAGAUUGAAGAGCAGCUCCGACAGGUUUAUUGUGACGGGACCAGUCGUUGCAAAAAAGAUAUAAUUAGUGACGAGAAAGACCACCUCUUCACGACUGCGCUUCAGUUCAGACUGCUCAGACAGCACGGCUAUAACGUGCCUUGUGGUACCAUUUCAGCUUUCAUAUUACAUAUGGUUACACGAAUAUAUAUCAUACUGUGAUAUUGAUCAAUGCUUGUGCGAGAAUCAAUUGAUUCCAAUAAUUACCGGAAGAAAUUUGGUAAUUAAUCAUAUAUUAUUUUUUAACACAUGGACGAUUUCAACGGUUGGACCGGAAAACGGUGGACGAUUUCAGCGGUACGAAAUGGUUGAACCAUGAUUUAAGUAUAAAAUUAAUACAGUACCACUAAAUUUUCCAGUAUAACUCUUCUGUGUGAUUUCGAAAUCGCUGCUAGCACAAUACCCCUUCAAAGGAAGGACACCAUAUAUCAUUUGCUACAAGUUUACUGAAAUUCAAUACAUGCAGACGUAUUCAACCAAUUCAAGAACGAAGAAGGGACGACCUUUAAGGAAGAACUAGGGAAAGACAUCAAUGGGUUGAUGAGCCUUUAUGAAGCUGCAUUUCUUCAGACGCAUGGAGAGACGAUACUGGAAGAAGCUGUCGAAUUCGCAGGAGACAACCUUCGCAACUACUACUUCAGGGUGGAUCGUGGUGAUGAAGAUGAUGAUAAUCGGAUACUGUCCAAAAGAAUUGCUCAUGUGUUGGAAAGGCCGCUGCGCAAAGGCGCUCCAAGGCACGAACAGCUCUUCUUCAUCACGGUAUACGAGCAAGAGAAAGGUCACAACAAAAACCUUCUCAACCUCGCCAAGUUGAGUUGGAACCAUUUGCAGAGCAUAUACCAACAAGAGAUUAGGGGCAUUAGCAAGUACGUCUCGUUGAUCUCUUUUUCAUUUUGGGAUGAAUAUGUUUUUGUUCUUUCUAACUAAUUAAAACGGACCAAUUCGUUGGUGCAGGUGGUGGAUCGACUUGGACUUCGCCUCGAGGGUACCUUUCGCUCGAAACAGACCGGUCGAGUUAUACUUUUGGGCGAUCGGAAGCAUGUGGGAACCCAAAUUUGCCCUUGCGAGAUAUUUCAUAACGAAAAUCAUCAUGCUUGUAUCUGUGACCGAUGACAUGUAUGAGGAGCGUGGUAUACUUGACGAACUUGAGUUGUUUACCUCUGUUGUCGAGAGGUAUAUGAGUCUCUCUCUCUGUCGCUCUGUUUUUCUUGUUUUUGUUCUCACAAGUUAGUCUAGAACUAGCUAUAGCUAGUUAGCUACAAGAAAUAACCUUUUCUGCAACCAUAAAAGGUUGGUGAAAUCACAAAAUGGUCACCAUUUGAAGGUAGAAAACUUCGGCAACCCUUUGAAUAUGGUCGCCAAUUAGAUUUGAUUACAACCACUAGCUAUGGUUGCCAAGAAAAUGGUAGCCGAAACCUUUUUUUCUUGCAGUCAGGGGCGGAGCUACUUAGAAGGUAGGAUGCCCCCGGGAAUAGUCCGAACCACUAGAACUUUAAGGAUAUUUAGAUAAAUUUUGCAUAAGUACAACUCGGCCAGAAAAUUAGUUCAUGUAACUAUUAUGUAGUCUACUGGUAGCUAAUCUAGUUUUUAGUGUGAAGCACCAAAGUUCAAUUCACCAUUACUUCACAUUUUGCUUAAUUUUGAGUGAUUUCAAUGAUUUUUAGACUAUAUUGAAAGAAAGAUAGAAAAAUAUUUAGUUUAAUGUUAUUUGAGUGAUUUUUCAAAUAUUUCAAAAAACGUUGUAUAUUUUUCAAAUAUUUAUAAAUAAUUAUUUAUUUAUAUUUUCGGCCCACCCGAUAUCGAAAUCCUGGCUCCGCCCUUGCUUGCAUUGCUAGCUAACUACGUUAACUAAACCAAUCAACGAAUCAUAUGUCUUCAAUGUAAUUCGAGUGGUCAAUGGUGAACAGAUGGGACACCAGCAUGAAAGAUCUCCCAGACUACAUGAGAACAUUGUAUGCAGCGAUUAUUGAUGUUGUGGAUGAAAUAGCCACAACUACGACCGCACAAGGAAGAGACUACUGCGGAGACUACCUAAAGGAGGCGGUAUAUAAUCUAAUUAAGCAGUUAUUAAUUAAUCAAUUCACUUAAU